UUAACAGAAAUAUAUGAAAGUUAUUAACAUGUUCUAUAUUUUACAGUUACAAAUAGUGAUUAUACAGUUGUGUGCACUGGGGUAUUGUUUUGGAUCAGUUCCUUAAACUCAUUUGCUUGGCCUGGAACUGACACACACAGAGCACAGAGAUACUGGUUUCUGCCAAGAUCUCCCCGUGUGUACUAUCAUGAGAAUCCAACACAAACUCCUGGGGAGGUCUCCACCAGUGAGGGGUCAACAGCAGUAGACACUAGGCCCAUGGAGGGUUUUGGGUCAAAGUUUAACUUAAACCUCAUUAUGAACAGACCCCACCUGGCUCAACUUCCUGAAUUUGUUCGUCAUUCACCCCAUGCAACGUCUGUGUUCAACGCAUGAACUCCGGGUUGUGAAACAACUGGAACUUUGGAGCAGCGCCCCUUUCACUGUUCCUCCUCUUGUGCCUUCUUUUUUUUUUUUCUUUCCCCUGACUGUCCCCCCUCCUUCCCCUGCCAACUCCCCCAACUCUGAGCUCCUCCUCUGCUGAAAAGACACAUUUCCUGAUGUCAUUACUAAAUCAAAAUGCUGCUCGGCAAACAGAUGUUGUGAGAGGCCCAACAUGUGGAUUCAGUGACAUAAAUUAACAAGUUGGUCGUGAGAAAACAACCUUACAUUCCAUUUUUCAUUCAAUCAAUGAAACCACCUCUUUCACAGUGCUCUUUAAAGUGGUGGGUGAUGGCAGUGAGAAACUACAUUACAGAUGUAGAACAAUCAUCAGACAGAAAAAAAAGUUUUAAAACAGCUGGUCAGGACUGAAUAAUAACUACUCUUUCUGUAUUAAUUAAGCUUAACAUGAAAUCAUCGCUGUCUACACAGCUCACACUGCAGAGUCAUGAUUACAUCCACCCCAAAAAGCUAAGCCCUAAAUGUUUACUUAUGUUUCCUAUUUGGCAGAGGCAGCCCAAAAGGCAAAUAAAUCACAUGCUGUGAGCUGGCCAGGCCUUCGACUGUGAGAAACUGAGACUAAAAAGCAGAACAAGAGUUAAAGAGUAAAGGGUUUUCAGAUGUGAGUCCAGCCCAGCUUGGGUGUGCUCCCUUUUAUUUGGGAGAAUGGAGAGGACAAUCUGUGUUGCCUCCACCCCGUUAAAAAAAGGAAGAAAAUCCUAAGGAAACGUGUGUUGGAGAGGGGAACAGCGGCUGCCAAGGCGCAGGGCCGUCAGACAGAUCUUCGGAGAACAUCUGGUAACCGCGGGUAACACUGUUUGGACAUCUGGUAACCGAAGGUUACACUGCGUCUCUUCCAUCCUGUCGGGUUUCCUGUUAUGCCUCGCUGUACACAGUCUAAGAAGUUUAGGUUUAUUAUACAUGGUCGCCGGUUGGGGAAAACGCACCUUUAUUCAUUUUUUCUGACAUGAAGGGAGCACUUGGUUUCAUUGGGGUAUUCCUCUCCUUUCUCUGCGAUGCCACUCAAGGGAACUCUACGAUGCAGUUUGCUUGUGGGAAUAUUUCUCACCAUUGUACGGAUUUCUGCCACAUCUGUGAUUUUUAUUUUGGUGCACCAACAAUGGAUUGCCUUUUCACUCUGCUUGACCACACCUGUCUUAACAAUUUUAAUGAGGCAAUGGCAUCACUGAACAGCACUGACUGGUGCACUUGGGGCAAUGUGAGCGGUUUAUAUAGUAACCUAAGCCUUUGCACAGAGGAGAUAUCUGACUGUCUAGUGAUCCCAUGGCCCAACCCGCUGGUGGAACAGACCUUUGUGAACAUUCACUCCAAGUUUUUCAAAGAUUGUCCCUCAGAGGAGCUAAGCGACCCACCACCAGUCAUCAUCUUUGCCCUCGUGAUAACUCCCAUCUGCCUGAUCCCCAUCAUGGUGAGCCUGGUGGUGCUCAAAACCAAAAAUGGGGAUGGCAGCUCCUGAAAAUCCCAAAUCUCUGCUUGGCUCAAAAAUCAUCGAGGAUAUCAUGUUUUCCCUUUCCCAACCUGAAGGCUACAGCUCGUUUACACACGCACCGCAGCAGCGCUUUCAUCUCACCAGUGACCUUGCAGAGUAAUGAGAUAUCUGAGAUAUCAGCAACGGAGGAACACCUUAGAGGAGAUGACACUGAUUAAGAGUGAAUGUCAUAUCAUCAGUAGCAUCACAAUGAUUUUGUCAAUAACAACCUCCCCGAUGCUAACAGAGUCACACUGUGAUACGAUCUAUGUUAUAAUAAGUUCCUGUAACGUACUGUGAAACGUUUUGUUUUCACCAUCUCCACUCGAGAUCUGAACAUGUAUCUGUUGGUCACAUCCAAUUUGCACAAACCAUUCAGUAAACAGAGCUUGGUUUUAACUGAAGAACCUAGUAUUCAGGGUUAUGAUGACAAAAGCUGUUGAGCUUGCAAAGGUAAAGUCAAAAUGUGUGUAUGUGUUGACUCUCAUUGUUUUGGACAGUAUUUGUGUUGAUCAAAGACAAGGUCAUUUCAAUUACUGAACCCCUGAACUCUCCUGAUGCGAUUUGUUUUGCAGCCACUCAAACUUAACCCUGUUUUGAGCCAUUAACGAGACAAUGUACAGUUUGUAUGCAUAAUUUGACAAUAUACAGUACGUAUGCAAAGCACAUGUGCAACUUAGACUGUUUUUCAGUGUGAAGUUGAUACAUGUAUGUGUCCAUGUUUGGUCUAGGAAAAGGGUCCUCUAAAUGUGUACAUAAAGACAGGAAAGUGAGUGUAGCGUGAUGCAUGGAUCUGGUUAUGUGAGUCGUAGCGUUUGAGGUCAGAGGUUACAGAUGGGACACAAUGAGUGGGUACGCCCAGAAAGGGAGAUUUAUUUUCCUAGUAUUGUCUAUUUUUGAACAGUCCUUCAGCACUUUCCCCUAUCCAAACACAGACAAUCCUCAUGAUCACAUGAUGAGCUAAUCGAGGCAAAGUUUUUAUUAACAUCCAGUUCGGACAGACAGACAGACAGACAGACAGACAGACAGACACAGACAGACAGACAGACAGACAGACAGACAGACAGACAGACAGUUGUCUGUGCAGACAAGCGAUAAACACUGAGCAACGACACAAAGAUAUAAGUGUUAUCUUUUCGCCUGGAUCGUGAAAAUGUGGUUAUGUUGUGAUCAGUCUUGAAUGACGAUAAAGCCAUUGUUAAGUGCUUUCAGAUUUGGAUAUAAAUGUGUAUUUAUAUAAUGUGUUAUAAUUAUGCCAUUGUCAGAACUUAGUGGACUUACUGUACCAUCUGAGAGAACACAUUCUGCCUACUCUCACACCAUUUACUGUAUGUAUUUUGAUAUACUGUUUUAUAUUUUAUAUAAUUAAAUCUAGAGUUGGAUU
Anoplopoma fimbria (sablefish) is the source of this 3293-nucleotide messenger RNA. RefSeq names its product receptor (G protein-coupled) activity modifying protein 2 (gene ramp2). Gene Ontology annotation, biological process: protein localization to plasma membrane; regulation of G protein-coupled receptor signaling pathway; angiogenesis. Gene Ontology annotation, molecular function: coreceptor activity. Lineage: Eukaryota; Metazoa; Chordata; Actinopteri; Perciformes; Anoplopomatidae. Gene Ontology annotation, cellular component: signaling receptor complex; cell surface; membrane. The transcript is spliced from 4 exons. The record is from RefSeq and is a predicted model, not a curated record. The coding region runs from base 1388 to 1897 and encodes 169 amino acids.